Messenger RNA from Vigna umbellata (rice bean), 872 nucleotides. Lineage: Eukaryota; Viridiplantae; Streptophyta; Magnoliopsida; Fabales; Fabaceae. The record is from RefSeq and is a predicted model, not a curated record.
CAGAAAGUGACCCUUGAAUCUUCCGGGUCCAUUUCCCCUCAGUUGAAACAGAGAUCACCUGGUUUUGGAAGUUGGAUUGAUAAGGGGAUUGCACCAAUGCAAAAGAAUGAUGACAUUGCAUGUGAAGGAGAAGUGAUGCAUGGAGAUGCAGUUAAUGUUGUAAAUAAGACGAAAUCUACUAAUCAGGGAAAUGGAAAGGGUUGUAGCUUGUUGAGUUUAAUGAACAAAGAGGAGUCUUCAAACACAAAACUGGUUGGAGUCCCUUCUGCAGCAAAGCCUGACUAUGAAUAUAUUGCUGAUAAAUGUGAGAGGAAUGAAAGAAAGGAUUGUUGGGAUAAAACAUGUGAUGGAUCAAGGAAAUCACCAAAUUCCUGUUCAAAGGUGAAGGACAAUUCUAGUAGUGGUGGUCCACUUCGCUAUGCACUCCACCUACGCUUUAUUUGCCCUUUUCCUAAGAAGACCAAUAGAUCUGCUCAAAAAAGCAAACAUGCUUCUCUUAAAGAAAAAUCUGGAUUAAACAUGGAAGGUGAACGAAGAUUCUACUUAUGUAAUGAUUUGAGGGUUGUGUUCCCUCAACGUCAUUCAGAUGCUGAUGAGGGCAAGUUGAAUGUGGAAUACCAUUUCCCUGAAGAUCCAAGGUACUUUGACAUCAACUGAAAUACUAGUUUACCUCAAAAAAAGAAAAAGAAAAAAGCAUGCUGCUUUCGCUGACCCUCUUGUACAUAAUCACAAGUUUCUCUCCACUCGAGUCAUGUCUUCUGGAAAAAUAGCACUAACCCUUUUCCUCAUGUAAAUACUAAAACAAUUUCAAUAAUUUAAUGGGUUAACUAUUUUCAAUUCCUGACCUAAUUAUACAAUUACCAUUAAAAGUU